Messenger RNA from Archocentrus centrarchus (flier cichlid), 4050 nucleotides. RefSeq names its product cleavage and polyadenylation specificity factor subunit 3. The transcript is spliced from 18 exons. Lineage: Eukaryota; Metazoa; Chordata; Actinopteri; Cichliformes; Cichlidae. The record is from RefSeq and is a predicted model, not a curated record. The coding region runs from base 82 to 2154 and encodes 690 amino acids. Gene Ontology annotation, molecular function: 5'-3' RNA exonuclease activity; RNA binding; RNA endonuclease activity. Gene Ontology annotation, biological process: mRNA 3'-end processing by stem-loop binding and cleavage. Gene Ontology annotation, cellular component: mRNA cleavage and polyadenylation specificity factor complex.
UCAUUCAGCAAACACAGAGAGUGCAAUAUUAUCGAUUUAAAAUUUUCUAUUUUCAAAAUGACCCCAAAAAUUUAGAACGAAAUGGCCACAAAACGCAAAAUAGAGAUAACUGUCCCUGCCGAGGAAAGCGACCAGCUUCUGAUUCGUCCACUCGGUGCAGGGCAAGAGGUUGGGCGGUCAUGCAUUAUCCUGGAGUUCAAAGGAAGGAAAAUUAUGCUGGACUGUGGCAUUCACCCUGGGCUGGAGGGGAUGGACGCUCUCCCAUACAUAGACUUGAUCGAUCCGGCUGAGAUAGACCUGCUGCUGAUCAGCCACUUCCACUUGGAUCACUGUGGAGCACUGCCCUGGUUCCUCCAGAAGACCAGCUUUAAAGGGAGGACCUUCAUGACUCAUGCCACUAAGGCCAUCUACCGCUGGCUCCUAUCGGACUACGUUAAAGUCAGCAACAUCUCGGCAGACGACAUGCUUUACACUGAAACUGACCUGGAGGAGAGCAUGGACAAGAUUGAGACGAUCAACUUCCACGAGGUCAAGGAGGUGGCUGGAAUCAAGUUUUGGUGCUACCACGCUGGUCAUGUGCUGGGAGCUGCAAUGUUCAUGAUCGAAAUAGCUGGAGUCAAACUUCUAUACACAGGAGACUUCUCCCGACAAGAAGACAGGCAUCUCAUGGCAGCUGAGAUCCCCAGUGUCAAACCUGACAUCUUAAUCAUAGAGUCAACCUACGGCACUCACAUCCAUGAAAAGAGGGAGGAGCGAGAAGCUCGGUUCUGUAACACCGUCCAUGACAUUGUCAACAGAGAGGGUCGCUGUUUAAUCCCUGUGUUUGCUUUGGGACGGGCCCAGGAACUGCUGCUUAUCUUGGAUGAGUACUGGCAGAAUCACCCAGAGCUCCACGACAUCCCCAUCUAUUAUGCUUCUUCCCUGGCCAAGAAGUGCAUGGCUGUGUACCAGACUUAUGUUAACGCAAUGAACGACAAGAUCCGCAAGGCCAUAAAUAUCAAUAACCCUUUUGUCUUCAAGCAUAUCAGCAAUCUGAAGAGCAUGGAUCACUUUGAUGAUAUCGGCCCCAGUGUGGUGAUGGCAUCUCCAGGUAUGAUGCAGAGUGGACUCUCUAGGGAGCUCUUUGAGAGCUGGUGCACCGACAAGAGGAACGGCGUUAUCAUCGCCGGUUACUGUGUGGAGGGCACCCUCGCCAAGCACAUCAUGUCUGAGCCAGAGGAGAUCACCACCAUGUCGGGACAGAAGCUGCAGCUAAAGAUGUCGGUGGAUUACAUCUCCUUUUCUGCUCACACUGAUUACCAGCAGACCAGCGAGUUCAUCAGAGCCCUCAAACCACCACAUGUGAUCCUGGUACAUGGGGAGCAGAAUGAGAUGGCGCGCCUGAAAGCCGCACUGAUCAGGGAGUACGAGGAUAACGAUGAGGUUCACAUCGAAGUCCACAACCCUCGCAACACUGAGGCUGUCACGCUGAAUUUCAGAGGAGAGAAGCUGGCCAAGGUGAUGGGCUCGCUGGCUGAUAAGAAAUGUGUUCAGGGUCAGAGAGUUUCAGGCAUAUUGGUGAAGAAAAACUUCAACUACCACAUCCUCAAUCCCUCUGACCUUUCCACGUACACAGAGCUGGCCAUGAGCACAGUGAAACAGACCCAGGCCAUCCCCUUCACUGGACCGUACUCACUGCUUGUCUGCCAUCUGAGGAACCUCACAGGUGAUGUUGAAGAGCUGGAAGGAACUGAGAAGAACACUUUGAAGAUCUUUAAAAACAUCACUCUGAUCCAAGAGCCCGGAAUGGUGCUGCUGGAGUGGAUAGCUAAUCCUCUAAAUGACAUGUAUGCUGAUGCUGUCACCACUGUAGUUCUGGAGGUUCAGUCCAACCCAAAGGCUCAAAAAGUAAUGGAGACCCAGGGUACCACUCUGGACAUGGAUGUUUUCCAUACCCGACUAGAAGUCAUGCUGCAGGACAUGUUUGGAGAAGAAUGCGUGCACUUCAGUGAUGGUAAAAUCAUCUCUGUGACGGUGGAUGGGAAGACGGUGCACGUUUGCUUGAAAACGAGGUCCGUGUGCUACGAAGAUGAAUGCACAGAGGACGAUUCACUGAGAGAGAUGGUGGAGCUGGCUGUGCAGCGGCUUUAUGACGCUCUGAACCCUGUUAUCUGAAGACAGGUACAGACCUGCAGGUCUGCAGACAUGUUAGACUUCACAUUUUACAAAAGAGUUCAAGCUUGGUCAUGAGAUACACAAACCCAAUUCUGAAAAAUUUGGGACGCUGUGUAAAAGGUAAAUAAAAACAGAAUGCAAUGAUUUGCAAAUCUCAUAAACCCAUAUUUUAUUCACAAUAGCACAUAGAGAACAUGAGACAUGGUUAAACUGAGAAAAUGCACCAUUAGUUCAAUAUUAGCUCAUUUUGAAUUUGAUGCUGGCAGUACAUCUUAAAAUAAAUGGGACAGGCCUAUGUUUACCAUUGUGUAGCAAUAGAAUCAUGACUGCUUUUAAUGCAGUGCCGCCUGAUUGCCCAAAGAUCAUGGACAUCCAAUAAUGAUUGUCCCUUGCACACAGAAAGAGAUUUCUCCAGAUUCUCAGAAUCUUUUGAUAUUAUGUACUGUAGAUGAUGAGAUUGAGAAACAUUAUUCUGAAAUAGUUCCACAAUUUGUAGACAUGGUUUUCAGGAGAUUGCCCAUCUUUAGUUCUGAAAAACUCUGCAUCUCUAAGAUGCUCUUUUUUGUACCCAGUUAUGUUACUGACCUGUUGCUAAUCAACCCAAUUAGUUGUAAAAUGUUCCUCUGGCUGUUUCUUUCUCACUUAUUUUUUCCAGACUGCUGUUGCUGCCAUCAAAUUCAAAAUUAGUUCAUAUUUUUCAUGAAAUAGUAAAAUGUCUUGGUUUAAACAUUUGAUAUGUUUUCUGUCUUCUAUUGUAAAUAUAAUAUGGGUUUAUGGGACCUUCAAAUUAUUUUAUUCUGAACCUGCUCUCAUCUGUGAAAAGCACAUGGCGUAAAUAGUGAGGCUGCCAAUUCUAGUAUUCUAUUGCAAAUGCCAGUCUGGCUCCAGUGAGGGCCCACUAGAGGAUAUUGGGCCCUCAUUAAGUGUGUUUGGUCAGAGACAUUCACAUCAGUGGCCUGCUGGAGGUCAUUUUUGUAGGACUCUCACAGUGCUCAUUCUGUUCCUCCUUCCACAAAGGAGCAGAUACCGGUCCUGCUGAUGGGUAAAGGACCCUAUAUGGCCCUGUCCAGCUCUCCUAGAGUAACUGCCUGUUUUCUGGAAUCUCCUCCUUGCUCCUGAGACAGUGCUGGGAGACACAGCAAACCUUCUGGCAUUGGCACGUAUUGCUGUGCAAUCUCUUUAAGGUCCAGGUUUCGCCUCGUGCUGCCAUUAGUGACACUGACCCUAACCAAAUGCAAAACUAGUGAAAAAACAGGAAAGAUGAGGAGGGAAAGAAUGUGGCCUCCACCUGUAACACCAUUCCUGUUUUGGGGUUUGUCUCAUUGUCGCCCCUCUAGUGCACCUGUUGUUAAUGUCAUGAACACCAAAGCAGCUGAAACUGAUUAACAACCCCCUCUGCUGCUUAACCAGAUCACUAUCCCAGAUGUUUAAUUGACAUGAUGCUAAACUCUGAUUAAAAAGUGUUCUUUUUUUUUGAGCAGUGUAUUUGGAUCUUACAGUGUCCAGAUUUUCAGUAUUGUUUGUAUUUUAAAUAAAAGGGGAAAAUGUUUACACAUUUCACAAGCAUUACAGUGAUGACAACAACCUACUGAGCAAGUAUGACUUGUAAAAGAAUAAGCUAUGUAAUGUAAUUUUGUAGAUUUCAGUUUUGUUUUCUGUAUUGUAAGCACUUUUAAUGAUGAAAUGCAUUAUUUAAUAAGUUAACAGUAUUUGAGUGUAGAUUGACUGUAAUUUUAUUUGACCUGAAUUCAUUAAUGUGCACUGAUAUGACUUGUUUACGUGUGAAUGUGAUGCAGUGUGAAUUUCUAAAUGUACUACAUGUAUUGUAUUUGUUGUGUACAUGUUUUAACAAGACUACCAUUUUAAAAACAUUGUUUUCUUUUCUCAACUGCAAAU